CCAUGCAAACAGUGUUUAUAUGUGAAUGUGAGACAUGGCAAAUUGAUAUUGUAAGAUUAUCCACCAAAAUGCUAAAUUAUGCAUAAAAGACACUUGAUGCAGGGAAACGUGCAGCUACCAUUAUUCAGGUGAUGCUCUUCACUUUGGAAUGGGUAAGUCACUUGCAUUGCCUAAUUAAAGCUUCACUUUGCUAUAGACAAAUAAACACAUAGUAGCAGGUAACUAACAUUAUAAUUCCUGUUCAUUGUCAUUUCUGUUCAUUCAGAUCUUAAUUUCAUUCUUAAAUAACAGAAAAUGUUACAUUUGUCACUCAGGGCUGUCAUAAUGCAUGCACAGUGAUAGGUGAAUAGGUGAAUGUCAAGGUAUGUAUGUGAUUGGCUACAUAGGACAGAUAUUCAUAUUAUCCACACAAAAAAAGUUUCUAGAAUAGAUAGAAUGAUAAAGAAAAGAAUGGGGAAUUUUGCUCUCAGUUCUCAUUGUAUUGUGACAUCUUCAUUACUUGUGCUAUCUUGGUUUCCAUGGUGAGACCACUGCAUUUUCUUUCCACAGUUCUAAAAAAAGAGAGAGAACCAUUUCAGGAAAGGCACAUUGAUGUAAGGAAAAAGACAACACAGGAAGAAGUAAUAACAGUCCAAGAAGUGCUAAUGGCUGUAAGCACAUUGAUUCAAGCCACCUUGAUGGGAAAGGACUUCCUUCAGUCCUCACACAUUCCCUUUUGGGGCGGCGACAGUUGCAAUGGCCUUGACGAGGCAUUUAAGACCACCUUCCAGACAGACUUCAACUCUCUUGCCACCCUACCCAAGAGAUUCGCCAUCUCUCGCCCCAUCCCUGCCCAGGUCGAGCACAAAGACCUGCGUCGGAUCAAGGAGUAUCUGACCGAAGCGGUCAAGUCAUAUCCCCACCACCCACAGAUCCCCCUCUGCCGCACACCUGCUUGGGCUAAGCUGUGCACUAACUUCCAGAUGCAUAAAGACCCCAGGCAGGUCAGCUUCCUCACCACCCAGGCAGAGGGCUUCCAGCACCUGGCCUCAACCCACACCAAACCCAUCCGGCCAGUCAUGGCCAUUAAGAAGAAACAGCUGGAGGAGAAGCUUCCUGUGACCACUCAUAAAGCUUCAUUCACCCCAUACAAUGUGUCGCCCAUUGUCAAGGCCAAGGUCAAACACCUAGGGCGAGAACCCACCUUUAAAUGGGACAGGGAUGGCCAACAUUUUGACUCCCACCACAACGAUGUAUUCCAGGGACAAUGGCACAGCCCACCUCAACCUGUGGAGAAGCAAAUCCACUCAUCAGUGGCAAUGGGAGACCCACAGAAGAUUCUGGAAACUAAAACCACCCAGGAUGUGUCCUUUGGACACCCUGGCAAUCCUAGUCCAGUCAAUGUGAAGGAACGUUUGAAGGUCAAUCUUGGCGAUUUCUCUGAAAACAAAUGGACAUCUACAAUGGCUGACGCGUUUCGCGAGGCCAAGUCAGCCCCUGUUCUACUGAUGCAAAUGAACAAGACUCUCAGCUCAGUCCCCAGAGGGGACACUGAUCCUGGGCGCAACCGACUGAGGAUGAUGGCCACAACCAACAGCUUUUUCUUCUCUGAGCAGAAACACAGAGAGCGGCCGGUGCAUUUCAGUGGAGCCAACGUGAGGACCAGGAGCAAUGUGGAGUUCGGCAGACCCAUUCUGGGAGGCCUGUUCUACAGCACCACAGCCCAGGAAGACUACCCCAAGAGGGACAUAAAUCGAGCUAGGCCGCAUACCCAUCCCUCUGGCCAUGUGCUGACUGGCCAAGAGCCUGGAACAGCCUCGACUACUGUUCAAAGGGACUACCUCCCACUAAACUCCAGGAGACAGGAACUUAGCCCAAAACAACUUCAACAGAUUAAAUUCAGCCACAUCACCGCUCCCUACAAUGAGCAACACUUCACCACGACCCAUAAGGAAGCUUUUGGGCCCAAGCCUCUCUCCAGGACCUGCCCGGACAACCCACCUAGACAACACAUUAGCCACAUGCCUUUCUAAAGAGACCAAAGAGCUGCCUUAUCAAAACUUGCUUUCACAAAUAAAGCAUUUACUCUAUAUAUUUAAGGGACAUUUUGGGGAUAUGCAAGGGAAAAGCUCUGGUGCAAAACAAUUGCUAACUUUUUUUUGAAGAGAUAGGCCUACUCCUCUGAAAUGUAUGCUUUAUUCAAUGUUCUGUUUGUUUAUUGAGCAAAUGGCCAGGUGAUAUGGAGCAACUGCUUACCUCUAUUGACUAAACAUGUACAUUUGACUGCCUACACAUGAUCCAAUAAAUGUGGAAA
Messenger RNA from Oncorhynchus nerka (sockeye salmon), 2293 nucleotides. Its product is annotated as stabilizer of axonemal microtubules 5. Lineage: Eukaryota; Metazoa; Chordata; Actinopteri; Salmoniformes; Salmonidae. The record is from RefSeq and is a predicted model, not a curated record. The transcript is spliced from 8 exons. Bases 519 to 2012 code for a protein of 497 amino acids.